Messenger RNA from Temnothorax curvispinosus, 2949 nucleotides. Its product is annotated as hydrocephalus-inducing protein-like. Gene Ontology annotation, cellular component: axoneme. The record is from RefSeq and is a predicted model, not a curated record. The transcript is spliced from 17 exons. Gene Ontology annotation, biological process: axonemal central apparatus assembly; cilium movement. NCBI's taxonomy places the organism in Eukaryota, Metazoa, Arthropoda, Insecta, Hymenoptera, Formicidae.
AUGGAUAGAUGCAAACAAAAGCGAAAUUUUAUGGACGAAAUGCACGAUAUCAUAUGUGAAAUAGGAAGUUUAAAGCCUGAGCCUGAAGUGUGCAAUAUGAGCUGCCCUCCUCUAGGAUGUCCCCGAGGACCCUGUCCGGGGAUGUGUUGCUCAAAAGGAAUCUGCGAUCCCUGCUGCGUGUCGAAGAUGCCACACGGCCCAUCGUCACUCCGUCCACCUCGUUGUUACAUACCACGAUGUUUAAAGGACUAUGCAUGCAGCGCGGUUCGGUUAUCGUCUUGCGGCUCUUCAUCGACAGACAUAAAUUGAGGAAAUCCAACUACGGCGUACAGCAUGGUCCCUUCAAAGUACAUCAAUCAGAUGUUAAUGAGCACUCAAGAAAGGAUCAAUUAUUUGCUGAAACCAGGCCGCAGUAUAAACGUACGAUCUUUAUAUGACAAUUGUGAAAGUCACUGCUUUAGAGUUUCGCCCAGCAUUGUCGUCUUUCAACGAUUCAUUCCUGGCAAUUUAUACACUAUGACACUCACGAUUCGAAACGUAACAAAAAUGUCACGGCACCUGAAGCUCUCGCGCGACCCCGAUCUUUUCUUUUCCGUGGAAUAUCACGGGUCGAAUUACAGCACUAUGGUAGCUCCAGGACUCGUUCAUAUUUAUAACGUCAGGUUCAGCCCACCGGAGAAACGGGAUUAUGAAUAUCGUGUCGAAUUUAUCAAUGAUACCGAGAUCUUUGCAGUGCCAGUAAUCGCUAUCGGCCCGAGACCUAUUCUAGACAUUCCCGAUCGGAUCGAAAUACCGGCCACUGCGGUGAAAAUUCCUUCCUCGAAGACUAUUUUGGUACGCAACAUAGGAGAUGCGCCGGCAAUCUUUAAUUUUUGUUCAGAUAGUCCACGUUUCUCGGUCGAACCGUCAAAAGGCAUAUUAGGGGAAGAAGAAACAAUGCAACUCACUGCGAACUUUUUAUCAGAGAAAUCCGGCGAUUUUGAAGCAAAUCUUUUCCUUAACUAUGAAUCAGGAGAGAGGCUCUGCUUGACAUUACAAAGUUCAGCAAUAAAUUGCACAAUUCGAAUUGACAGAGGUAGUAUCAGAAUGGAAAACACUUAUUUAGGCUUAUCUAGAAGUAAAGUUCUAACGAUCCACAAUAGAAGCGACUACGUCGUAAGAUUCCAAUGGAUGCGCUUUAAAGACAGCGAUACCGAUGUACAACGCAAAGAAGAGUACGAAAAACUAUUUCAACUAGUGCAUAGUAUGGAGGUAGUACGUCGCGUCAAUCUUGUCCAUUACAAUAUUUGCCUGCCAGAUAUUCACGAGCUUGUCUGCCAGCGAAUUUACACGGACGAGAUUGCUUCGUUGACGAACGAGAAUUUCCGCUAUAAUCAUAUGUCCUUCCUUCUUACGCCUGAGGAAGGCGAAAUUUGGCCGCAAUCUUCGGUGGACAUUACUGUAAUUUUUCGAGCCAUGGAAGUAGGCGAGAUAUCGAGUGUCGCUUAUCUCGAAGUCACGGGUCGCGAGGACAGGAUACCCCUGAGCCUUCACGGAACUGGCAAGGGACCAGUUUUCCAUCUCAACGUGAUCACUAUCGACCUUAGCAAUAUCUUCCUGUGCUCCGUGCACAACUACGAGAUUGUAGCAGCAAAUAAUGGACAUAUCUGUGGUACAUUGGUUCACAAAGCUAGACCGACAGAUUUUGGUGGCAUCAUUAAUAUUACUCCACGUGCUUUAACAUUAAAGCCAGACGAGUAUAAGUCAUUUAAUUUAACAUUCUCUUCAAAUCGGAAAGGAGAUUUUAUAGAGAGAAUCGACUUCGUCAUUAAAGAGAGCUUAGAAGUACUAUCUUUGCACAUCAAAGGAUGUGUCGUAUGUCCAACGCUACAUUUCGAUAGGAGUAGCAUCGAUUUUGGCACAACUGCUUUAGGAUUUAGCAGAAAACAGGAAGUAAGUCUUCGUAACUUAUCUCUGGUGCCCGUCACGUUCGGUGUAACCAUAAUAGAAGACGGCGAUCAGGCACCUCUGACUUACGAAGAGUUUGCUACGUCCGAAGUAAAACCAAGUUUCCCGACUAACCCUCGCGAAUUUACGAUUAUUCCGCAGAAAGGAGUGGUACAGGCACAUAGUUCGCUUAAAUUAAAGGUAUCAUAUAUAGCGAACGUGGUUCGAACUGGACAGACGAAUAUGCGAGUCGACAUGUGGGAUUCAGAUUCGGAUCCAGUAAUACUACCGCUCUCGUUUUGUGGCGCUAUUUCUUCCCUAUCGAUCAAGCCCGCGGAAAUAAAUAUUCGAUUUUCCUUUAUCAACUUUCCGUAUGCUCGUUGUAUCAAUAUAGAAAAUAAUUCCGAUUUAGAUGGAUACUUUUAUAUAGUACCGCAGACGAUAUCCGAAAAUAUGUCUAUUGUAUAUUCACUAUCAUCCUAUCAAGGUAUUUUAAAAGCACGACAAUCGAAGGCGAUUGAUGUCACGAUUAUUACAAAAAUGUUGGGCAGGCAAACAACAACAUUAAGUAUGCUGACAAUGGGUGAACAGGUUCCCAUUACGUCUUGUACGAUUAUUUGUAACGGCCAGGGGCCAGUAGUAUCCGUACAGCCUAUUUGUCUCAAUUUCGGAGAGAUACAAGUGCUUCAAAAUAAAGUUAUGAAUUUUCACAUAAUCAACGACUCACCGAUACCAGCGCAAUUUAAAAUAACAUCAGUAAGUGAUUUUCAAAUUGUUAUUCCUAAGAAAAAGUCACCAUGGCUCGUUGAGCCAACUUUUGGUGAAGUUGGACCGAAUGAAUCUGCGGAGAUUAAAGUCAAACUAUUUUUACGCGACACUGGUAAAUACACUGAUAAUAUAAUCGUGCAUGUCAUCAACAGUCGGUCGUUUUCCGUUAACAUGAUUGCGACUGGAAUCGGUUGCAGCAUCGUUUUCGAGCCGCAGAUAUUUCCAAUAUUCGACAUGGGUUUUCUCUUUAGGUAA